Tarenaya hassleriana is the source of this 1718-nucleotide messenger RNA. RefSeq names its product protein farnesyltransferase subunit beta. The transcript has 15 exons. NCBI's taxonomy places the organism in Eukaryota, Viridiplantae, Streptophyta, Magnoliopsida, Brassicales, Cleomaceae. Gene Ontology annotation, cellular component: protein farnesyltransferase complex. Gene Ontology annotation, molecular function: protein farnesyltransferase activity. The coding region runs from base 29 to 1459 and encodes 476 amino acids. The record is from RefSeq and is a predicted model, not a curated record. Gene Ontology annotation, biological process: protein farnesylation.
UUAAAGAUGAGCCCAGAUCUCUGACUCGAUGAAAGCGAUGCAAAAUCAGAGAAAAGCAAAACUCCGACUGAGCGAGUCACUGACGCGGCGGCGGAGCGGCGGCGGAGUUAUGGAGCAACCUCCGUGCAUCACCGUGAGUCAGCGUGAGCAGUUUCUGGUGGAGAACGAUGUUUUCCAGAUCUACAGUCACUUCGAUUCCAGUGACUUUGCCACUCAGAAAUUCGUGGCGGAGAUUCAGCGAGACAAGCAGUUAGAUUACCUGAUGAAAGGGUUAAAGCAUCUAGGCCCGUCUUUUUCGUCAUUGGAUGCUAAUCGACCUUGGCUUUGCUACUGGAUCCUUCAUUCAAUUGCACUGCUCGGGGAGUCUGUUGACAAAGAACUAGAAAACGAUACCAUGGAUUUUCUUGGACGCUGUGAGUUUCUUGUUGUCAUGGACUGGCAGGAUCCUGAUGGUGGAUAUGGUGGUGGUCCUGGCCAACUGCCACAUCUUGCAACAACUUAUGCCGCAGUGAACGUGCUUGUUACUUUAGGAGGUGACAAAACCCUUUCUUCGAUUAAUAGAGAUAAAAUGUAUAACUUUAUACGACGAAUGAAAGAUAGCAGUGGAGCUUUCAGGAUGCAUGAGCGGGGAGAAAUAGAUGUCCGAGCAUGCUACACAGCGAUUGCGGUUGCAAGCAUCUUGAACAUUCUGGAUGGUGAUCUUACGCGGGCUGUGGGAGAUUACAUUUUGAGUUGUCAAACCUACGAAGGUGGUAUUGCGGGGGAACCUGGCUCUGAAGCUCACGGUGGGUACACCUUCUGUGGGUUGGCUGCUAUGAUUCUAAUUAAUGAGGUUGACCGUUUGGACUUGGCUUCUUUGACGGAUUGGGUUGUACAUCGACAAGGUAUAGAAUUGGGAUUUCAAGGUAGGACAAACAAAUUGGUUGAUGGUUGUUACUCUUUCUGGCAGGGAGCCACUUGUGCACUGCUACAAAGAUUAAAUACGAAACAUGAUGUGGAAGUGCAUGGAUCAUCAUAUAUAGCGAGAGUGACAGAUGAGGAUCACUGUGAACACGAACAUGAUGGUGAUGAUCUUGAGGACAGUGAUGAUGAUGAUGAUGAUGAUGAAAGCAGUGAAGGAGAGGACCAGGGUUUCCGCGGUACAUCCUCUUACACAUUCAGGAGGAAGGAACCGCUCUUUGAAAGCCUUGGCUUGCAAAGAUAUGUACUCUUGUGCUCACAGGUCCCUAACGGAGGAUUCAGAGACAAACCCAGGAAGCCAAGAGACUUCUACCACACAUGUUACUGCCUGAGCGGCAUGUCGGUGGCUCAGCACGCGUGGUCAAAGGACACAGACACACCUCCCCUGCCUCAGGACAUUAUGGGAACCUACUCGAAUCUCCUGGAGCCUGUCCACAUCCUCUACAACGUUGUCAUGGAUCGCUAUCACGAAGCCGCUGAGUUCUUCUCAAUACCAUGAACCUGCAAUCAAAAAAAGUUCAUACAAUCUAAUACUCCACAUUGGCAUGCGGGCGGUAUAAUGUCUUGUACCAUAAUAUGAUGAUGAGGGUAAGUUACGUUACGUUUUACCGCGAAACAAUGUUAUAAUCAGGGAUCAAAACAAAACUGUGACUGCAAUUACAGUUGGAAAAAAAACUCAUGUUCACUUUUAGGCAUUCCAAAAGAUUGGGGAAUUGUAUUAAUAUUGGUUGCAAUUACAAUGACAUUGUUCAUUGCCA